Messenger RNA from Cuscuta campestris, 1653 nucleotides. The record is from the annotation of a GenBank genome assembly. NCBI's taxonomy places the organism in Eukaryota, Viridiplantae, Streptophyta, Magnoliopsida, Solanales, Convolvulaceae.
GUAUUUCUCCCUACUGUUCUUCAUGCAAAACUGCAAAACCCUCAACCAGCUCAAACAAAUCCAUGCCCAUUUCCUCAAAUUCUAUCUCCCCCAGAGCCCCGCCUCCAUAGCUCCGCUUCUCUCCUUCGCCGUCGCCUCCAGGAACCCCGAUUUCUUCGCCUACGCCCGCUCUGUUUUUCGCAACCUUCGAUUCCGGAGCACGUUCUUGUACAACACCAUGAUCAGGGGAUACGUGCAGUGGGAUUCGCCGGUGCCCGCAGUUCUGUGUUUCAAGGAGAUGCUCAGCUGUAAGAUCAUUGUGAACAAUUAUACGUUCACACCCCUGAUCAAGGCGUGCUCUCUGGUUUUGGAUGACUUCAGGGGACUGGGAUUUUCGGUACAUGUUCAUGUUUUGAAGCUUGGGUUUUGCCGAGAUCGUUUCAUUGCCAGUGCGUUGAUUGAGUUCUACUCGCUGGCCCGUGAAAUGGCGAAUGCCGGGAUGGUGUUUGAUGAAAUUCCUGACAGAGAUGUGGUGAUGUGGACGGCCAUGGUUGAUGGGUAUGGGAAAGUUGGGCAGGUGAAGAAAGCCAGAGAACUGUUUGAGAAAAUGCCUGAGAGAAAUGUGAUCUCUUGGAGCACAAUGCUGGCGGCUUAUUUGCGGGUUAGUGAUUUUAAAGAAGUUUUGUUGAUGUACAUGAAAAUGGAAGAAGUUGGAAUAAGGCCUAACGAGGCGGUGCUUGUGAGUGCAGUCACGGCUUGUGCCCAUCUUGGCUCAUUAGAGCAAGGGUUAUGGAUUCACUCCAUGGCAAGGCAUUAUGGGUAUGAAUCAAACCUCAUCUUAGCCACUGCAUUAGUUGAUAUGUACUCAAAGUGUGGUAAAAUGGACUCUGCUUUAUCUGUCUUUCGAGGGAUUCCUCGUAAAGACAACGGGUCAUGGAAUGCGAUUCUAUCUGGUUUCGCAAUGAACGGAGAUGCAUCGAAAUCUCUACAACUCUUUGAUGAAAUGGUGUCAAGUGGGGCCCAACCGAACCAUACCACAUUCGUCUCCCUUCUUUCUGCCUGCACCCAUGCUAAGCUAGUCGACGAAGGUCUUCUAUUAUAUGACAAAAUGAGCAGCGUUUAUGGCGUAAAACCAAGAUUUGAGCACCACGCGUGCGUGGUAGACCUCUUAGCAAGGGCAGGUAAGCUAGAGGAAGCCGAGAAGUUCAUUGACGAGAAGAUGGGUGGGAUAGAAAAGGGUGACCCUAAUGUUUGGGGUGCAUUCUUGAGUGCUUGUAGGGUACACGGCAACGUUGAAGCUGGUGACAGAAUGUGGAGAAAACUGUGUAGUAUGAGGGUACCUGACUAUGGGACUCACAUGCUUUCAUACAUGAUGUAUAAGGAGGCUUGUUGGGAUGCUGAAGCCAGGAGUGUCAGGCAAUCGAUUCAGGACGCGGGAUUGAAAAAGGAACCCGGAUGCAGUGCUAUAGAGGUGUGAACAGAUGGCGCGGUUGAAGUGUUCUUCGCCAGCCAUCUGUUCAUCCCUAAAGCCUGCAAAAUAUCAUAAUACUUGUUUUUUUUGUGUCCCAAGUUGUGUAUAAGGAAUUGAUAUGAAUCAUUAUUCAUUGACACAACAAUUUGGAGGGUGAGAUUGUGUACCUUAAGACCCCAACUAACUAAAUUGGGUUUUGUUGG